CUUCAUAAGCCCUAGCCUAUGUAAGCCUUCGCCCUCGCCGUCUAUACCAGGACUGCCCUUCGUUUUUCUGCAACACCGACUAGCAUUUCCGCACGCCGCCGCCGCUGCUCGCUCUUGAUCUUCGAUGGCUUUGCCGAAUCAACAGACUGUUGAUUACCCGAGCUUCAAGCUCGUGAUUGUCGGUGAUGGUGGCACAGGAAAGACAACAUUCGUGAAGAGGCAUUUGACUGGUGAAUUUGAGAAGAAAUAUGAGCCAACCAUUGGUGUGGAGGUUCACCCAUUGGAUUUCUUCACCAAUUGUGGGAAACUUCGUUUCUACUGCUGGGAUACUGCUGGACAGGAGAAGUUUGGUGGUCUUAGAGAUGGUUACUACAUUCAUGGGCAGUGUGCCAUUAUUAUGUUUGAUGUCACUGCUCGUUUGACAUACAAGAAUGUUCCCACGUGGCAUCGUGAUCUAUGCAGGGUUUGUGAGAAUAUUCCGAUUGUUCUCUGUGGCAACAAGGUUGAUGUGAAGAACAGGCAGGUUAAGGCAAAGCAGGUUACGUUUCACAGGAAGAAGAAUCUGCAAUACUAUGAGAUAUCUGCCAAGAGCAACUACAAUUUUGAGAAGCCUUUCUUGUAUCUUGCUAGGAAACUUGCAGGGGAUCCCAACCUUCAUUUCGUGGAGUCUCCUGCUCUUGCUCCUCCUGAAGUGCAAAUUGACUUGGCUGCUCAACACCAGCAUGAACAAGAGCUUGCAGCAGCUGCAGCUCAGCCUCUCCCAGAUGACGAUGAUGAUGCAUUCGAGUAGAUGCUUGCAUUUUGCUGCUGAGGGGAUUUUUCAACAUUUAUGGGCAGAGUUUGGUUAUUAGAAGUAGGAGUCAGCCUUUGACUGGAAAUUUUUUGUUCUUCCUGAUAUUAUAUUUGUUUGGAAUCUCCUUUAUGUUAUGUUCUAUAAACUUGGUUGCCUUUUGAUGGUUAUAUGUUUUUCCAUCAAUGAGAUUUCAAUUCGUUUGUACUCAUACUUGAUUUUGGUUAUGGGGUGCAUAUUUUAGUGUCU
This is a messenger RNA of Rubroshorea leprosula, 1039 nucleotides long. Lineage: Eukaryota; Viridiplantae; Streptophyta; Magnoliopsida; Malvales; Dipterocarpaceae. The record is from the annotation of a GenBank genome assembly.